Sparassis crispa is the source of this 957-nucleotide messenger RNA. RefSeq names its product m7GpppX diphosphatase. Gene Ontology annotation, molecular function: RNA 7-methylguanosine cap binding; hydrolase activity. The record is from RefSeq and is a predicted model, not a curated record. Gene Ontology annotation, biological process: deadenylation-dependent decapping of nuclear-transcribed mRNA. Lineage: Eukaryota; Fungi; Basidiomycota; Agaricomycetes; Polyporales; Sparassidaceae. The transcript has 7 exons. The coding region runs from base 1 to 957 and encodes 318 amino acids. Gene Ontology annotation, cellular component: nucleus; P-body.
AUGAUAUCACGACCUACAGAUUUGACCUCCCUUCGAUAUUUUCGUCAUGAGCGUAUCUUGAAUGAAGAUCCUCUCACCCAUGCCCUCACACUCCUCGGUACUUUCCCCCAAAACGGCGAAGGAACCGGAGAGCGUGCACCAGCCAUUGUGCGGAUCGAGAAAACACCUCUUCGUGCGGAGCUUGCGAGCGAACUACUGUCGGAUGUGUUGAGCAGCGCACGGCUUAUCGAGAGCACAGAUAUCUACACCUGGCUCUUUGCUUGGCUCUCUGUUUCCCCAGAGAGACCAGAUGUGAAGGUCAACAUCACAUUCCCUGCCACCGAAGUCCAUAUUCGCAAGUACUCAGCACAGGAUGUGCUCAUCGUGCAUGAGACCCCAGAUCAGUACCAGCGGAUAGUGAAGCCUUAUAUCGCUGCGUUUCCCAGCUCGCGCACCAAGUGGGUUGAGGAUAUUCUAGGUGGUCGCUCCGAAGCACAUAAGGUCUUGUAUCGAGAGCAUUCCUCUGACCUUGGAUAUGUUUUGCUUCCGGACAUGAAGUGGGAUCUGACCACUCUAUCCUCCCUUUACCUUGUCGCAAUAUCAGUGUCAAGGGAUAUUCAUAGUCUCAGAGAUUUGAAUAAGCACCAUCUUGAUAUGCUUCGAAGUAUACGGAGAGAAGCAGCGAGAGUGGUGAAAGAACGGUGGGGGCUACGACAAGGCUCGUUGCGGAUGUUUGUUCACUAUCAACCGUCAUACUAUCGCUUUCACGUGCACAUCGUCAAUGCGAACUACCAGGGUUUGGCGGGUAUGACAGUUGGUCAAGCACACCUCCUAGAUGAUGUGAUAUCUCUGCUGGAAUUGGACCCACCCGAUGAACCUUCAAUUUUCCAGCGAAUGACGUUGACAUAUGGGCUUGGUGAUCAACACGGCCUGUACGAGGUUAUGAAAGCUGAGCAAAGCGAUGAUGUACCGUUAUAA